Ictidomys tridecemlineatus (thirteen-lined ground squirrel) is the source of this 11992-nucleotide messenger RNA. Lineage: Eukaryota; Metazoa; Chordata; Mammalia; Rodentia; Sciuridae. The record is from RefSeq and is a predicted model, not a curated record.
AUGCAGGUCACCAAGGCCAGAGCAGAUUUGGGUUUGGGGAACCGCAGGCAGUCCGACUCCCGUGGCAUUGCAGCUAACCCAGCUCUGGUUUUCUUGCUAGAUGAGCUCCCUCUGGAGCAGCACGGCCUCUCUUCCUUCCCUGCGGAGCUCUUGCUGGAGACCAGCACCAUGCCCAGCGCUGCACACGUGGCCUUAACAGAGACAGCGGCGGGGUCCCAGCUGAGCCGGUCUCUUCUCCCCACAUCCUCUCCAUCUGCCACUAGUUUUGAUACGGCCUUUUUAAACCAUGGAAAGCAGACCCAAAGUACAGCAGAUCACAGUGUCUUUGUGGUAAAUUAUGGGUCUGUGACGAGUAAUGAGGUGGCCUUCGGUGACGAUGACAUGGAUAACUUUUUGCCAGAUGCUCCCUGGACUUCUGCACGGAUGGUAUCCCCAACACAGUCCAUCGUGGUCAGCCCACCAGAGCUGCCUGGAGAAACGCCCGAGCUCAAGCCCACUCCAUCACUACCCACGAUUUCCCUAGAGGACCAAGAGGUGACAUCAGCCUGGCAGAGCUCAGCCCAGCCACCAGCGACUUACAUGGAGUCCCCCAGUCAUCCUGGCACCUCUUGGUCAGCUUUUCCCACCUCCGAGGGUAUAAUUCCAACUCUUAAUGGGAACCUGGUGCUUUAUCCUACCGGAACCUACAGCCAGUUACCAAGUAGGACUUGGCCAGAGACAGUGGCUCCAGUCACAGAGGACGCGGGGGCCCUGCCCUCGGGCUCGUGGUCUUCUUCGCCUCCACCGCUAGGUGAUGGCGGUCCCCAACAGCCAUCUCUGCCCCCCGGGGAGGUCUCACAGACUCCACAGCAGGUCCUGGCCACACGCACAGGCACGCACCCCGAUGUGACCACUGCUGAGAGUCAGCGUCUGGAGGAAACUGUCUUUCCACGGCUGGACCCCACCGUCACCGUGUCACAGACGGCCUUUGCUUCCAGGAGCACACAGGCUGCUUCGUUUUCCGCCCCUCCUGCGUUUGUGUCUUUUUCUACUCCGUCAGUGGAUGCUUCACACGACCCCUUCCUUCCUGGAGAUGCCGGCGACACGUCAGAGUCACCUGGCAGUCCUGUGGUCCCCAGUCACAAGGCGGAUACCCUCGUCCUGAGCCCCGCGGCCUCCCUCAGGCCCUACACCUGGUGCGCGUCCUGUGCGGUGGCAUCUCCUCGGCACGUUCUGGCCACAGGUUCCGUGGAGAGAGACGUGGGGUCGGGGGAUGGGCCUGAGACCCUGACGGUGGCCACGCUGGCAGCGAGCAGCCCCUCUCCGUGGAGCAGCGAGGCCACUGACCUGUCUGAGUUGGAGGAAGAUCCUCAAGAUUAUAACACCCUGUUCCCCUCCAGGCCCGUGGUCUCCCUGGCUUCUCCAUCCCUGAGGGUGUCGGAAGCCAGCCCAGGCGUGUCGGCCGAGGUGGGCACGAGCGGCGUCACCAGCGCCCAGGUGUACUCUUCUCUUGACCACCUCUCUGCGCCAGUGUCCCUGGGGCCUGCCUUUGGCUUCUCUCCGGUGGCCGACGCUCGAGGAACGCCAUCCAGUGUGACCGCUGUGUCUUUCUCGGUCACUGCCAGCGUCCUCCUCGACUCGGCUUUCUCUGUCACAGUGAAGGAAAGCACGCCGUCCCUCUGGGUCAGAGACGCGAGUCCGUCCCCCUCUGAGACUCUGGUUCCUCCGGCAGAGCCUUCACUUUUCUCCCACCAGGAACCCCCGGGGGCUUCUGCCCAGGGGUGGCCGACUGUCCUGGAUCUGGCGUCCAGCCUCCCCUCCACGCCUCUGCUGGACCUAGGCAGCCCGGCCCCCUCCUCUUCCCAGGCCCCUGCUGCCCCAUCUCUGAUGCCAAGUGGCCUGUCCCCCAUCACGUCUCAGUCCCUUUCUGCCUGGGUGGCGACCUCGGCCUUGCCUGGCCCUGCCAGUCUGCACUCACCGCCUCUUUCUGCCCCGAGUUCCACAGACCUGGCGCCUCCUCAGCUCUGGCCGAGUGCGGACCUUCCUUCAAGGACUGUCACCUCUCUCCCUGGUCCUUCUGACGUGCCGGUGCUGCCGAGCUUCUCCUCGGAUCCUCUCCAGCUUGCUGGCUCAUCCACGGUCGCGCCCACGGACUCCGACGCCCUUUUGACCUCGGCUCUCGCUGCAACUACCUCCUCUUUUGAGUUCUUGCCCACCCGCCACGGCUCUGCAGCCGCCACGCUCGUGCCCUCCGGCUCCGAGCCCACCCUCGACGUCUCGACUGCUGCGACUCACCCCUGGUCACCGUCCCCUGCUUCCCCUCUGACACCUGUCUUCACCAAGGCUUUUCUGUCCUCGGCUCUGACACCCUCGGAGGACCCGGUCAGUGCUACAGACUAUCACACCUCUGUCUCACCCUCUUCCUCCCAAGUCAUUCCCACCCGUCCAGUGUCCGUCAGCGACGCAUAUCUACCAACAGCGUCCUCACUUGUCCCGUGUGGGAGCUCGUCACCCCUGCCCACAGAGCCACCGUCCACGCUCACAGGCUCACCGGGGGACACAUCCCCUGAGCCAAGCACACCCAACAGCACUGCUGCCCAUACUGUGGACGCUGACCUGAGCAGUGGCACUGGGAGUCCGAGCCCCCCGGAGGGCAGUGUGGCCCCUCCGUUGCCAUCCCUCCACCCUGUGACCACCUCCACUCUUGAAGCGACAGUGAGUACUCCAGCACCGGCCACCACCAAGCCACCUUAUGUGUGUGACAUUACAGUCCCCGAUGCCUACUUGAUCACAACUGUGCUGGCCAGAAGAGCAGUGCAGGAGUACAUCAUCACCUCCAUCAAGGAAGUGCUGAGGAUUCACUUCAACCGCGCGGUGGAGCUGAAGGUUUAUGAACUAUUCACUGACUUCACUUUUCUGGUAACAUCCGGUCCUUUUGUUUACACGGCAAUAUCAGUCAUUAAUGUGCUUAUUAGUAGUAAACUUGUGCGUGACCAAACUCCUUUAAUCCUGUCUGUGAAACCUUCUUUCUUCGUGCCAGAGUCCAGGUUCCAAGUCCAAACAGUGCUUCAGUUCGUGCCUCCAAGUGUGGAUACCGGCUUCUGCAACUUCACCCAGCGCCUCGAGAAAGGCCUGAUGACGGCCCUCUUUGAAGUGAGGAAGCAGCACCAGGGGACGUACAACCUCACGGUGCAGAUCUUGAACGUCACUGUUGGUUCCUCAAGGAUGGCCUCUCGGCGGGGCCCGGUGAAUAUUAUCUUUGCUGUUAAAAACACACAAGGAUUUUUGAAUGGGUCAGAGGUGAGCGAGCUGCUCAGGAACCUGAGCGUGGUGGAGUUCAGCUUCUACCUGGGGUACCCGGUGCUGCAGAUCGCAGAACCCUUCCAGUACCCACAACUCAACCUAUCUCAGUUACUGAAGUCCUCCUGGGUCAGAACAGUCCUCCUGGGCGUUGUGGAGAAGCAGCUCCAGAAUGAGGUGUUUCAAGCUGAGAUGGAGCGCAAGCUGGCCCAGCUGCUCAGUGAGGUUCCCACCAGGAGGCGCAUGUGGAGAAGGGCCACCGUGGCUGCAGGGAACAGCGUGGUGCAGGUGGUCAAUGUGUCCAGGCUGGAGGGAGAUGACAAUCCCGUGCAGCUCAUCUACUUUGUGGAGGAUCAAGACGGGGAGAGACUCAGUGCCGUCAAGUCUUCAGAUCUGAUUAACAAGAUAGACCUGCAGAGAGCUGCGAUUAUCUUGGGGUACCGAAUCCAAGGCGCUAUUGCCCAGCCUCUGGACAGGGUGAAGAGGCCAUCUCCGGAGUCCCAGAGCAGCAACCUGUGGGUCACUGUUGGCGUGGUCAUCCCGGUGCUGGUGGUGAUGGUGAUCAUCGUCAUCCUCUACUGGAAGCUCUGCCGCACGGACAAGCUGGACUUUCAGCCUGACACUGUGGCCAACAUUCAGCAGCGGCAGAAGCUGCAGAUCCCUAGCGUGAAGGGCUUCGAUUUUGCUAAGCAGCAUCUGGGUCAGCACAAUAAAGAUGACAUCUUGAUUAUUCAUGAGCCAGCACCACUGCCAGGACCUGUGAAGGACCACACCACGCCCUCUGAAAAUGGAGACGUGCCAAGCCCCAAGUCGAAGAUCCCUGCCAAGAACGUCCGCCACAGAGGAAGAGUCUCCCCCUCGGAUGCCGACUCCACCGUCAGCGAGGAGUCCAGUGAGAGGGACGUGGGGGACAAGACGCCAGCAGCGGUCCACGAGAGCAAGGCCCACAGAGCCCCACAGAGCGGUCCCCCCUUGCCCAGUUCAGGGAAUGAGCAGCAUUCCUCCGCCUCCAUCUUUGAGCACGUGGACAGGAUAUCGCGCUCCUCAGAGGCCAGCCGGCGGGUUCCCAACAAGAUCCAGCUGAUUGCCAUGCAGCCCAUCCCAGCACCCCCCGUCCAGCACUCCAUCCUGGCUGACCGAGUGGCAGAAACCAACAAAAUCAACAAAGAGAUUCAGACGGCGCUGCGGCAUAAGUCCGAGAUCGAGCACCAUCGCAACAAGAUCCGGCUGCGCGCCAAGCGCCGCGGCCACUACGAGUUCCCGGUGGUGGACGACCUGUCCUCGGGCGACACCAAGGAACGGCACCGCGUGUACCGCAGGGCACAGAUGCAGAUCGACAAGAUCCUGGACCCCACGGCCAGCGUGCCUUCGGUGUUCAUAGAGCCCAGGAAGAGCUCACGAAUAAAACGCUCUCCUAAGCCCCGCCGGAAACACCAGGUCAAUGGGUGCCCCGCUGAUGCGGAGAAGGACAGGCUCAUCACCACAGACAGCGAUGGCACCUACAAACGGCCUCCCGGCGUGCACAACUCAGCCUACAUUGGAUGCCCAUCUGAUCCUGAUCUCCCAGCAGAUGUGCAGACACCAUCCUCGGCUGAGCUGGGCAGGUAUCCGGGCCUGCCCUUCACCCCGGCCUCUCAGUACAUCCCACCCCAGCCGUCCAUCGAGGAGGCCCGCCAGACCAUGCACUCCCUCCUGGACGACGCCUUUGCCCUGGUGGCCCCCAGCAGCCAGGCUGCAGGUGCAGCAGGUGCAGUGUCCGGGGUCCCAGCCAGCCUGCCUGUGAACAGCACCCCUUCCCGCGAGGAAAGGCGAGCCACCCAAUGGGGGUCCUUCUACAGCCCAGCCCAGACCGCCAACAAUCCCUGCAGUAGAUAUGAAGACUAUGGGAUGACACCCCCUUCUGGCCCAUUGCCAAGGCCGGGUUUUGGCCCUGGGUUGCUGCCGUCUUCAGAGCUGGCACCUCCUGAGCCCCAGCAGCCACCGUCGUCAGCGGAAGCUCCAUUUGCUGCCCGAGGGAUCUAUUCAGAAGAGAUGCCAUCGGUGGCCCGGCCCCGGCCUGUUGGGGGCACCACAGGCUCCCAGAUCCAGCACCUGACGCAGGUGGGCAUUGCUAGCAGAAUCGGGGCCCAGCCCGUGGAAAUCCCGCCCAGCAGAGGUGGCCAGUAUGGAGGACCGGGCUGGUCUGCAUAUGGGGAGGAGGAAGCAGGGCGAAGGGAGGCCGUGCCAAGGACUUCGGGCAGGGAGCCCUCAGCUCCUCCCGGGAACCUUCCUCACCGGGGACUGCAAGGCCCUGGCCUGGGUUACCCCACCAGCUCCACGGAAGACCUCCAGCCCAGCCACUCCUCAGCCUCCCUCAUCAAAGCGAUCCGCGAGGAGCUGCUCCGGCUCUCCCAGAAACAGAGCGCCGUGCAGAACUUCCACAGCUGAUGGGCCGCGCCCGCAGGUUGGCCAAGUAUCCGCUUCCCGUGGAAGCAAGACCAAAAGGAAAUCAACUGAGCGGGUGUUUGUAAGCGGAAUGAGCAUCUCCUGGGCAAGCUGCCUGAGUAAGGGAGCAAGUGGCAAUUUUAGAAGAUGCCAUAAGUCACACAACACCCAUGACACUUUUCCUAGAUUGGCAAUUUGGUGGCCACUUGGGUUCAGUUGAAAUGUAUGUACUUUUGGCCAAAAGCCAGCAGCACUUCACAAAAACAAAACAGAAACCUAAGCUAACAAUUUUGUUUAAGUCUCCUUUUUAAAGGCAAAAGAUGAAAAUGUGUAGGUGGUGUCGGGUUGGAAGGAACCCAGCGAUUCCAAGGGAUUCAGACUGACAUGUACGAUGUACCUGCUGCUUUGUUUUCUAAGAAGAGAUUUGAAGACAUUUUAUUAACAGCUUGAUUUCCCCUUUUUUUCUCCAUAGGAACUUAUUUUAAUAGGAAUAUUAACAACAAAGAGUUCUAAGACUGUUGGGAGAUUUUUUUUUUUUUUUUUAAAAAGCUACUAGUGAGAAACCAAAUGAUAGUUUAAGAGCCUGAAGACUCCAAACGAAGCCAUCGCCUGCGUUCUUCCUCCUUUUUCUGGUGCUACAGCCCCAAGGGCCCCUUCGCCUUUGUGUCUGUGAAAUGCAACGUUGGCUUUGCAAAGGAAGAAUGGGUCGAAGGUUUCAUUCUAGAGGGGAAAAAAAAGAAAGAAAAGAAAAGCAACUCCCAAGUGGUGGGAGAAAGCUUAAUAUUUAUUUGGUUAUUCAAAAUACAUAUCGAAAUUUAGAUUUACCUUCUUAAUUGUAUUUGCUGUUUAAUAAUUGGGCAGGUGCAACUCCUGAUGGCAUCCCAUUUCAGCACAUGCCACGGAGGCCAGUCCUACAGAGUGAGGCUUUCAGGAAGUCCUAACUGGUAGAUCCUUGCACUUGGCUCAUGAUCUGCUCACAAAUUAUGUUUGAAUGAGAAGUCUUCUGUAAGCAGAUGUUAUUGAAAACAAUUCCUAGGACCACCAAAUUAUUGUGAAUCCAUCCCUAGUAAUCCGUUCCCUGUGUUCAAGACCUGGAAGUGGAACAGAGUCCGACUCAGACUCUGAAGAGUCAAGAAGAGUUUUGAGACCACGAGGGAAAGGAGAGAGUUUCCCCUCAUUUCUGAUUUUAUUGUGUUAUUCCUUUGUUGAGUGACUAUUAAAACUGUCUCAUGCACCGUGGGCCAGAGAGAGGGGGUCAUCUCUCUUAGAACAUGCUCCUGAAGUUUCCCCACGUCCCGCAUUAGAGUCAGAAAGGGAGUGACUUGUUCUGUUUUCUGGUGCCUGAGUGAAACUCAGAGGAAAUGCAGGCUUACAGAAGAGAUUCCCACUCUGAGCCUCUUUUUAUCAGAUGAAUUAAUGCUUUUGAUUAAACAACAGGUAACAAGGUAGAAUUUGGGGCUGUGCUUUAAUCAAAACCUGUGUACCUGCACCAAGUUUUAAGAACCUGGAAACAGCUAGAACAAGCUUCCAGAGUGCAGUCAUUGGUUCCAUAGUCAUGCUUUACUCCAUCCUUGGCUAAGCUUGAGGUACGGAGUUAGAGUUUGGGGACACAGGGAAAGCCAGUUCUGCGGAGUUCAAGUGUAGCCACUGUUCACCUGCCUGCCACUGAAAGACUAGGGUGCAGGAAGGUAAGUACGUGAGUCAGGUUUUUGUUCCUGUGACUAAAACAUCGGAUGAGAACAAUUUAGAGGAAAAGUUUAUUUGGAGUCAUCAGUUUGAGUCCAUGGCCAUCUGACUUCAUUGCUCUGGGCCCAAGAUGAUGCAGAACAUCAUGAUGGAUGGGUGUGGUGAAGGAGGCUUCUCAGCUCAUGGCAGGCAGGAAGCGGAGAGCAAGGAGCCAGGGACAGAAUCUAAUCGUCAAGGGCAUGUCCCCAGCGCCUAUUUCCUCCAGCCACACCCCACUUGCCUACAGUUACCAACUAGUAGUCCCGUCAGUUAUUAAUUCAUGCUGAGCUUGGAGGUGCACACCUGCAAUCCCAGCUACUUGGAGGGCUGAGGCAGGAGGAUCCUUAGUUCAAGGCCAGUCUGGGCUACUUAAUGAGAACUUGACUCAAAAUAAAAAGGGCUGGGGAUAUAGCUCAGUGGUAGAAUCCCCCUGUGUUCAAUCUGCAGUAUUGCCAAACUCAAAGUAUUAAUCCAUCAAAUGGAUUAAUCCACUGAUGAGGUUACAGCUCAUGAUCUAUCUAAUCAUUCCACCUUGGAACAUUCCUGCAUUGCCUAACACAUGAGCUUUUCAGGGAACACCUCAUAUCCAAAUCAUAACAGUAAGUCGAUCCAAUAAAGGACUGGCAGCCUCUUGUCAGACAGUCCCCAAAGGCUCCCAAUAGUGUAGGAGAGAAGGCCCCCCCCUUCUGGGCUUGAUUUCUUAACCUCUUGGUCCUGGCUUAAUACCCAACUAUCCCUAAAAUGGAUCCUCUUUUCAUGCCACUCAGAAUAUCCAGACUUAGAUACCCAAGCAGAGUUUUAUGGUAGACACUUGAUAGUAAGUUCAAAUCUUGUGACAGCAGGUGGAAUAAAUGACCUUUUCUCUCACGGUUCUGCUUGGUGUCAUAAGUGUUUUACGUAUAAUGUGUCCUAAAAAUGGUUACCUCCUCUGUGUGUUGCAAAAACGGGUCUCUGCUUCAAGGGUGUGUCUGCAAGAGCAGAAUGGAUGCCUUUCAGCUACCACAAGGGGAUUCUGCCUGAAUUCUUAGAACCGAUACACCUUUGAACAGAAGUCAAGACCAAAGAUGACAUGUAACAAAGAGCUGGUGGUGUGUGGCGUGGCAUGGAUGGGUCCUGCGGGCUGCCAGCACUCGGUCAUUGUUGGGAAGCGCCCUUGGUCUGCACUUGUUUCCUCUAAACACCUGCUGCAGUAGUUUACCAGGCACCAAGUUCACUGUACUGGCUCUUGUGGGGUGCACCACGCCCAGUGGGUCUUCAGACACUGGGUUAGUGUUUUUCUACUUAAAAAAAAAAAAGUCCUUCUGUUGAUCAUGCAUAACUUUGAAGUUCCAUUUAUUGGAGCACCCUAAAAUUUAAAUUUUAUAUCUGUAAUUUUUUUCUUGUUUUAGAAAUUCUAGUUGUAACAAACUAUAAAUUGGAGUCAGCAUUUUUAGAGGAGAUUGUUAGAGAAGUGAUUUUUUUUUUUGCAGUCUACUUUAUAACUAACUCCCUGUGUCAGGGGUUCUUUUUCUUAACAUCAUUUUCCUCUUAAUCCACAAGAACAUGCCUCCCCUGCCCUCCUCCCAGGAUCUCAAAUUGUAAGGAAAUGAUGUGUUCCUGUGUGCAGGCAUCCCCCGAGGAGCAAGCAUAAAGCACUGUGAAAAUGUAAACUGUUACCUGUGUGAAUGCCCCAGGAUGGAUGAUGUGACCUGCCAUGAUCUGCCAGUGGGUGGGUUCACGUAUAUGUAUCCAGAGACAAAACUGGAAACCAAGUGUGACUCGUGUUCCUCACUCUUGUUUUAUUUUAAACUCACCGCCCCCUCCCCACUCCCACCAACUUUCAAAGGGCAUCUAUUAAUCAUCUUUCUGCUACUGACUUUCUGCUGUUUCCGGUACCAAAUAGGUCAGCAAUUAGAAUCUAAGUCAGAUAGUACAGAUGGGUAUAAAAGAUGGAAGAGAGGGAAAAAAAUAACAUGGAUUAAAGAUCCAUAAAAUUCAGAGUAUACAAGUGCUUUGGGUACUUGAAGUCAUAAAAGUUGCAUAUUUGGAAGCAAUAAGAUCUUGGGGAGAGAUCAUCUGCAGAACCCACUUUGAUGAAGACAGUGGAAUUGUCCAACUAAGGGUGAGAUGUAUGGGCUGAGCCCCGAGUGGGGAGGGAUAUAGAAAUUAGUGUAUGCUGGCGUCAAAAAUGAACUUGAUCCUGAUCAGCUGCAGUAUGGCAAACCGCACUCUUUAGGGUGAUUCAGAAGAGGAGGAAAUGGUGCUGGAGGAUACAUUUGCUGUCACACAGUAAGCAAAUGACCAAGCCGAUGGAGAUUUACUGAUGAAGAUCUCCAGUUGGGGGGAGGAAGUGGAGUAUAUCAAGAACUGCUAAAGAUCCAAUGUAAAGUGUGCAAAUAGUGAUAAGAAUGAUUCAGAGCAGAUCUUGAUGGCUAGCCAUUCCGUAAUAUUAAUCCUUUGUGGGGCACAGCAGGUUUUAAAUAAAUGUAUUUGCCUUUUUUUAUAGCUACACGUUUUCCUUAAAUUUUAUUUAAUGCCAGAGUGUGUGUUGAUUUUGGUGGCACGUGGUUUUUAAGGAGUGGGUUGUUGCUAACCGGAUUUUCCAGGGCAUGAGACCUGUGGGGCAAGGCACAGGGGAAGGUCUACUGGGGAAGGGUUGGGCUGAAAUGAGUAACUGCGCCCUCUGAGUCUCCCGUCUCUCAUGUUCAGGGUCAGUGUUGACUGCAUUAGCGCGACGUCUUCGAGAGCACUCCAGUAACCAAACCAGUCCCCAGAGGCUGUCUGCGUGGGCGGCACCCCAUGAGUUCAUCAUUAAGCGCCCCUCUCUUGGCCCUCGCACCCUGGAGUCUUAGACAUGGAUGAAUUUGACGCUUGGAAGGACAGCUGGUUAGGUUCUGGGCUUGGGGAGAGGCACUCCUGGUCUAGAGUCCCAUGCUAACUUGAGUUCUCUCGUGGAGUUCUUACCAUGUCAUUUCUACCUCCAGAGCAAGGCUCCAAAGCUGGUCGCCAGGCAGGAGCACAAGGACAUCUGCCUGGGUGCCCACAGAGAGUCCACGUGAGCACGAUGCAUUCCUGUGGGUCAGUCCGUUGAACUUUGUUUUCACGUGUACUCCAACAUGCUGCAGAAUUUUUUGAACUGGUGAGAGGGGUUUCUAUGAGCCACUGCUGUGACAUUCUCACAAAAUGUAUAGACUUCACACUUGUCACCUAAUGAGCAAGGAGGGCCCAUGUUUCAGGUUUCUUUUGAUAUUUUUGGAGGGAAUUGUUGAUGUUUGAACUAGAUCUCCUUGGUCCACUGUUGGGAAGACUUGAAGAAGGAUGGUGACACGGUCCGGCCCUCAUUCCAUGCUGUGUGUGUGACAGCACACCUGCUCAUUUAUCUCAAGAAUGUGUAGCAGAGCCGGGCGCCGGGAUGCGCGCCUGUAAUUCCAGUGACUCGGGAAGCGGAGGCCAGAGGAUCACAAGUUUGAGGGCAGCCUCAGCAACUCCGUGAGACCCUGUCUCAAAAAUAAAGAAAGAGAAUAAAAAGGCUGGGGAUGUAUCUCGGUGAUAGAACACUCCUGGGUUAAUCCCCAUGAGGGGUGGGGGACACAGUAGCAUUGAAGUAUAGGGUAAAAAUAGUAAGUGUCUUUAGAAACAAGCAAUUAGGAAACAGAGAAGCAAUUGGUGUCUUCGUCUGGAACACUUUAGUUCAAUUCAAGGUCCCACAGGGUAGAUAAUGGUCCAGGCUCCUUGCUUUGCCAUCUGACUCUGGGUUUUUUCUGCUCUGGCUUCACUUUGUGUUUAAAAGGUAGUAGGGACUGAGAAGGGAGGGAAUGAUUCUAAUCUCGCUGUCCCUGAUGGCCCAGAACCACCUUCCCGGACUACUUGGAGCAUCAUGGAUGCGCUUUUCUUGUGUCCACCAGAUUUCAAGUGUUCACAACUUGACUCCAAAGUGUGCAGGUUGGGAGUGGUACAGGGACAAGUUCAUGCCAGACACGUGUUCUGCUCCUCUGGCAAAUGUGGGGAAAGAGGACGGGGGUACUAGGGGAACUGCGGCUUAUGCCUUAGCUCAGUUGCUCUAAGUUCCAGGAAAUCAGUUCAGAAAAGAGGGUGGGGGUAGGAAUGCUCUCCACUCGGCCCUCCUCUGGAGCUUCACCUGGGGACCUGGAGCUUAGGCUAGAAUUAACAGGAGGGGUCACCCCGUAGAGUUGCUCUGGGGUGCCCACUUGUCUCCUCGGUGAAGGUCUGUUCUGAUUCUUCCUGCACCCUCUUUCCUAGAUCAUGAACAUUAUUGUAUGAAACUGUGCAGAGAAAAUUGGGGCCAUCGGUGGCAUCAAUACUGCAACUUGAACUUGACAAUCAUGGUUUGCUGGUCUCAAACGGGCACUUAAAUCUCAGUAUGGGUAUAUGAUUUAGUAACUGAACCCUCCCUUCUAUUUGUCGGUUGUGUUUCUACCCUUCAAUUAGCUGCACUGUUUUUCUAAUGUGCUGUAGGUUUUUUGAAAUAAUUUAUGCAAGUGUUUGGUUUCCAUGUUUACAAUUUUUACAGCUUUCCUAGCAUUUUAAAUGGAAAUGUCAAUAAAUGCUAUGAAUCGGUGUCAAA